CACAAGGAGAAACCAGAGAUUUUCCUCAGUGUAGCAGAUGUCAACUCCAGAGUACCCAGGGCACAGUAAUAGGACCCCCUUUUGAAUCUUGUCUACAUCAGUAAUCUCACUGAAGCUCCAGUCUACCAUCUCUGCGGUCAUUGUGGAAUGGAACAACAUAGUAAGCGGACAUCUUCAGAUUCAGCAGUUAUGCCGAGUGUGAUGACAGAUCCGUUCGAAAUGAAUACCACGAUGCUUGGUAACACAUCUAGCGCUCGACCUUGGCAGGACUACGUAGAGAUGACUUUUCUGGGAAUCGGUAGUUUGAUUGGAGUCAUUGGAAAUGUCCUGGUCAUCAAAGCAGCCUGCAAAGUUGAGACCCAAUUUGCUCGACAGAUAAUGACUCUGUUCUUUACUCUUGCCAUUACUGACGGUAUAAUCUCAGGAGUCAAGAUACCCUUGCUUAUUUCGCUCAGAUUCAAGCUAACGAAACCCAUCCUUGUCAUUCUGAAAUACGUAUUUCUGGGACUAAAUGCAAUUCUUCAGAUUACGCUUUGGAAACACUUUUUUGUUGGAUUUCAACGAUUCAUGAUCAUGUAUAGCUUUCCAUUUUACCGAAAGUAUUUCACCUUAAGAACGACCGUGUCCAUCGUGGUAUCUCUGUGGUUAAUUCUCUGGGUGCUGAACAUCGUACUACCAAUCCUUGCUCAGAUGAACGUAAUGUUCAUCAAUCUCUACUUUGAUCACGGAUUUCAUCGUUCUGCGGUUGAGAUAGCUGUGUAUGAAAUCAUUACUGUUGGAAUUUUAAGCAUAGUUCCCGUUUGCUGCACAGUGUUUUGUCACAUUUGGAUCGUUUUUAGCAUCGUUAAAGCUGGUCUUACUCAUCUAGAGAACAUCGAAGAAAGCUCCACCUUCAUCAGAAUCAACAUCACCUCCAUUCUGCGUAUUUUACUUCUGAUUGUUUGCGUUUCGCCAUUUCUGAUCGCAAAUAUGGUGGAUCCCACACACUCAUCCAUCUCGCAGACUGCGUUCCUCUGGACUGAGUAUUUCCUUUGUGCCCACUCUGUGCUAAGUCCCUAUCUUACUCUUUGUGACUCGGAUUUCAAAGAUUCAUCGUCUUUUAAGAACUCGACUCACAAUCGCCUUAGAUCUGCCGGUAGUUUGCGUAGAAGUCGUAAAUUUGCCGUCAGUUUCAUUACGUCAGGGGAUCUGAAAACGGUUAAGCACACUGAAUGAUACAAAGAUUGAUACAAAGAUCGAUUGAAAAGUUUGUAAAUGGAAGAAGGUGUACACUUUUAACAAAAAACAUCUUGACUUUUUUUGUAGUAUUGUGUAAAGAUGUGUUGCUUGUUGUUAGGAGUAACGUAAGAUUUCGUCCAAUAUCGUGUAAUAUCAAUUGUAAUCAAGAAUAUUUUUAUUCAGCAAUUAAUCCCAAACAAUUAAAUUCAAGCAUAUGUCUGAUAAAUGUUGAUGCAGUUUUGAAGAGCUAUUCACACCAAUUUUAAACAGUUUUUUUCCCCCAAAAACUCUUGGUUUUUUUUUUUUUUUAAAAUAACGUUGUUUACAAUAUCAUCAAUAUAUUCAGAACUGUGAUUUUGUAACAAUUAUAGAAUCAAGUAACGAUGAAUGGGAACACAUUUAAAAUUGUCGCCUGUAAAAUUUAUUAAUAAAUUGAUACAUUCAGGACAUAUUACCUUGUUAAUGGUAGGUUUUAAAUCGUCCAAUCAUAGCGUGACGCUACACAACAUGACUGCUGGCAAUUGA
This is a messenger RNA of Saccostrea echinata, 1743 nucleotides long. RefSeq lists its product as uncharacterized. The transcript has 2 exons. The record is from RefSeq and is a predicted model, not a curated record. Gene Ontology annotation, cellular component: membrane. NCBI's taxonomy places the organism in Eukaryota, Metazoa, Mollusca, Bivalvia, Ostreida, Ostreidae. Bases 148 to 1215 code for a protein of 355 amino acids.